UCCUCUGGUGGUGGUUUUAGUCGCAGCGAUGUUUUAAAUCGUCGUGUACUGUGAAACGAUUGACAUUGAUCGGUUCUAGUCUCGGUGCAGCCAGUCAAGGUUUCCCAUUUGUUGUGCCAUCUCGUGAAAUCAGUGACCAAAAUCGGAGAAAGGCUUGUCUAUUUUUCCUAGUCCAAUAGCGUGGGGAAGAAGUGUUAACCCCAGAGCCUAAAAAUAGAAUCAUGAAAAUCGAAUUGGUGAGGAAGAAGAAUGCCUCGAAAUCGUGCAAAAACUAAGUGCGAAAACAUUAAGUGUCCACCCGUUCUUAUUGCGUUCUGGUUGUUCCAUUAGUAGACGGUAACAUAGCGCCUGCGGCACACGUUCUUCCACACACCACUUGGUAUAGAUUCGAAUUUACGAGCGAAAAACCAGUUUGAGGACAGCCAGCAGUAGCAGAAACCCAAGUCACAUCUCUCACCCAGGCGCGCAGGAUGGGAACUUGAAGCGAUAACAACUUUUCGUUAUUCGCAACUAAACCUUGAUGAUUAGUUCAUCGCCGUAUUUCUUCUGUGUUGACUGGUCACUCGCAGUGAAUCUAAGUUAGUGUUUCUGUUUGAAUUUUGUAAGUCGUGUUUGUAUGCGGGAAUCGUUCGAGCGCGUGCGGCAGCCAGGAUGGAGUAAAGAGAUCUGAUUAGUUAGUUUAUGUCACUAGUGGUUAUUUCGAAGCAUAUUACAAGUGUAUCCAGCAAUCUUAAUUUGUGUACAACGAGAGGAAGGAAUAGACGGAAAAAUCGAUACUCUCACCCUGAAAGUGUAAUCGAGAAUAAUCAAAACAUGGAUACAGGGGAUGAUGACCCAAACGAUUUCAAUCUUCCGAGGGAUAUUUUGGAAGAUAACAACUUGUUGGAUUUGAUAAACGAAGUACUCAUCGAUGACAGGCCCCCGCCCGCAUCUCCACAGAGACCACACGUGGUCAUAACCGAGCAGCCCCAUCCCAAGCUGAACCGAUUUCGAUACGAGUGUGAAGGGCGCUUGGCCGGUUCGAUUGUGGGCGUUCACACCACACGCGAGCAGAAAACCCAUCCCAGCAUCGAAGUUCGUGGCUUCAAGGGCCGAGCCGUCGUCGUAGUGUCCUGCGUUACCAAGGAUCGUCCAUAUCGGCCACAUCCACAUGGGCUAGUGGGGAAGGAACGCUGCAACCAGGGAAUCUGUACGAUAGAGAUCAACAGCAAUACCAUGAGCCACACGUUUCACCUGGGGGUGCAAUGUGUGCGCAAGAAAGAUAUCGCGGAAGCACUCCGAAUUCGAGCGGAAAAACGGAUUGAUCCUUUCAGAACUGGAUUCAAUCACGCCACCCAGCCCGCUUCCCUUGAUCUCAGUGCCGUCCGGUUGUGCUUUCAGGUAUUUCUGGAAGGCCCACGGAGUGGUCGUUUCACAGUACCACUAGCGCCAGUAGUGUCGGAAAUUUUCAACGAUAAAAAAUCUAGCACAAUGUCCGAGCUUGUGAUUUGCAGAUUAAGCGACUGCACCGCACCGGUUACUGGGGGAAAGAAGAUAAUCCUUCUCUGUGAGAAAGUAGUGAAAGAGGAUAUUACGGUCCGAUUUUACGAGGAACAGAAUGGCGCUGUACUGUGGGAAGGUACAGGAGAAUUUCAACAAACCAGUGUGCACAAACAAUACGCCAUCUGUUUUCUAACACCUCGAUACCGUUCGGUCGAUGUCGAACACUCGGUGAUGGUGAACAUACAGCUGUUGAGACCAUCCGAUGGGGCAACAAGUGAGCCACGCCAAUUUGAGUUUGUGCCUGCAGAUUUAGGUAAUUGGAAACAUAAACGUAAACGCACGAUGUUCAACAGCUGGAAUGUACUUGGGCCCACACCAGAUGUAGCUCAAGACACAUACUGCAACCUCACGCAAAACACACCGCUAGAGACUAUCAAAAUGGAACCGGCAGGUUCGCCAUCCAAUCCUUUCUUCGGUUUCACGUUGAGCACACCAUCUCCAACAUCGCUCGGCGGUAUGAACCCCGCGGAAUCCGUUUCUCCCUACUUAAGGGAGGCGGCUGCGAUCAGUACUGCACCGACCGACUACUUCCACCAGGAAACACAGCCAUACCAGCUCCAUUUCGACGCAGCAUCCCUUGGGAAUGAUAUAUUACAAGAAUCGCAACUUCUCGACUUUAUGAUACCUAAUCACCAUCAGCAGCAUCUGACAAUCCAGCCAGGGCCCAGCGGAUCAGCGGUGGCCAUGGAUAAUUCUCGGCAGAAGUGUACGACUCCGCCAGAGUACAAUCUGAGCAGUCUCUUAGACAUGAACCAUCAGCAGCUUUUGUCAAUCCAGCCGGGACCCAGCGGAUCAGUGGUGGACAUGGAUAAUACUCCGCAGGAGGCUAUGGUUGGGACAGAUUACAAUCUGAACAAUUUCCUAGACGUGAAUAUUGAUUCGUCUGAAAUCAGAUCGAUCAUAAACAAUUUUACCGAAAACACGCCAGACUGAGGACGCAUAUGUUAAAGCAGGGCUAACUGUUUCUGUUGGAAUAUUUGCGUGUUACCGUAGUUAAGUUUAUCAUAAGGACCAUUUUCAAUAAAACUUGUUGUAAAAAUUGGAACCGGAUCCGAUUCAAAUUAGUUCAAUUGAAAUCUUUGUUCCCCCUCAGACUCACUAUUACUCCAAAACAUUCUC
Molecule: messenger RNA, 2661 nt
Organism: Toxorhynchites rutilus septentrionalis
Lineage: Eukaryota; Metazoa; Arthropoda; Insecta; Diptera; Culicidae
Product: embryonic polarity protein dorsal-like
Exons: 8
Coding region: 682-2475 (597 amino acids)
Biological process (GO): regulation of DNA-templated transcription; innate immune response; cellular response to stress
Cellular component (GO): cytoplasm
Molecular function (GO): DNA-binding transcription factor activity; DNA binding
Source: RefSeq, a predicted model, not a curated record